UCGUAAGUGCAUUAGCCAAGGAACAACCUGCACGCUCGACACAACAUGCCCCGACAAUUGUAUACAUUCGCUGCACACCUGCGUUAUUAGUCACUGGGAAAAAAGGGAAAAAAAGCAGUGGACCUAAACUUGUACCAGGUGUCUCGCCUCGCCCCUUUGUUUUUACAACAACUCAGUCAGAUUAAGGCCGCGAUGUGCCCUCAGUCGACACGCUCCGACGCCGCUCGAAGACUCCUCCGGGAGACGCCCAGUAGGUGUUGAGCGCGCCGAGUGCUCGCGCUGCCGGAUCAUGGGAAAGUGGAAGAAGUGGUAGAUGGAAAAGACCGGCCAUGAGGAGGUUUUUCCGUGUGCAGAGGGAUGAAGACUACGGUCAGAUCCAAUAUCUGACAGCCAAGUGCACGCGUUUGGCCCGAGACAAAGCUGCGUCAGACAGGGAGUUCCUGUUGUCCGGGGAAAGGGAGAAGAAGCUGCGGAACGACUUCCAAGCUGCGACGGCUCAACUUUUCCACUUGGAGAAGAGCAACGUGGAGCUCAGGAGGAAACAGGAGCAGCUUCUUGGCGCCGUCCACCAGCAGCAGGAGUUGGUGGAGUGGCUGCAGCGGCGCGUGGCCGUCCUGGCGGGAGAGAGCGAGCGCGAUGCCGAGCUGCUUCGUCAGGUGUGCUCGGAGCUGCUGUGCCUGCAGAAUUCCGAGGCGCAGCUGGAGGCCCUGGCGGAGGAGCUGCACGCCGAGGCCCAGCGACGGCAGGCCGGGGAGGCCGAGACCCUCGGAGGAGAACUGCGCCCCGAGGACCACCGCGGCGGCGGCGGCCUGACUGAGGGCCUCCAGGCGGAGCUGCAAAUUAAAACUGCAGAGUUGGAUCGGCUCCGAGACGCCAACGAGAGGAUGGCGGCGGAGUUGGCGGCUUUGCGCUUUGCACACGAGGAACAGGUGAGAGCUCUGCGAUGCGAGAAUGACAGCGGUGCGAGGAAGCUCCAGGAAACGUUGGAGCAGUUUGAGUGGCUGUGUCAGCAACAGCGCGACUGGAUGGCGAGCGUCAAGAGCUUGAAAAACUGCUUUGUGGAGGAAAGGGUAGGUCUGCUUCAGCAAAUUCGCACGCUGGAAAGAAAGGCCAAGCAACGGAAGAAGUCAAAUGAGGACAGCCUCCAAUAGGCGGACGGCCACGCCGCCUUCGACACGACAGGACGACGACGGCUCCGACGGGUUUAUCGGAAAGCGGAAUCAACCCUGUUUUAAUCAUUCAGAGUUCAGCGAUGAUGGCACACGUAUGCAAGUAAAAAUGUGCCGCCGGGUUUUGAAUCAAAAAUGCCGCUGAAAAUUUAAUGUUGUAAAAUUCACAUUGUUAUUUCAAAGUGAUCGCAUUUCCAAUAGCUGGAUUUCGUUUGAACUUUUUACAAACGCAAUAAUUUCAGUCCCCUGACAUUCAACUGGCUACAAUUCGCUGCCUGAAAUUCACCGUCUAACACGCAG
Syngnathoides biaculeatus (alligator pipefish) is the source of this 1469-nucleotide messenger RNA. Its product is annotated as trichohyalin. The coding region runs from base 330 to 1151 and encodes 273 amino acids. NCBI's taxonomy places the organism in Eukaryota, Metazoa, Chordata, Actinopteri, Syngnathiformes, Syngnathidae. The record is from RefSeq and is a predicted model, not a curated record. The transcript has 6 exons.